This is a messenger RNA of Phragmites australis (common reed), 1250 nucleotides long. RefSeq lists its product as uncharacterized. NCBI's taxonomy places the organism in Eukaryota, Viridiplantae, Streptophyta, Magnoliopsida, Poales, Poaceae. The record is from RefSeq and is a predicted model, not a curated record. Bases 442 to 1005 code for a protein of 187 amino acids. The transcript is spliced from 3 exons.
GUGGGUCCCAUGUCGCAUGCAUGCAUGGGGGAGGACGAGAAGAAGAUUAAACUAGACUCCUGCAGGCCUGUCUGCUCUGAGAGGGGCACUGCAUCUGCAUGCAAGCUAGUGAGUGGCAAUGUAUGAGCCAUUGGCCAGGGUGCAGCUGGGGCUCCUGCUCUCUUGCUUUGCACACCAAAAAGGAGGGGAUGGCCUAGUGUCUAGUGAGAGGCGCCCAUGGCGUUGGAUGUAUCGUUUAUAAAUCACCACCCCCAGCUUCAGAACCACCACAACACCUGCUCGCUCCUCCGUGUCCUCCUUCCUGCAGCCUGUUUGCCACAUCCAAGCUUGAGUGUGAAACUGUCUGAACAAGGCUAGUGACUAGUGAGGAAGGCCAAGAGAAGGGACAACACACGAGCAUCUUAGCUGCAGGGAAGGGCAGUGAUAGGCUGAGUAAAGAAGAUGAUGAUGGACAAGCUUGUGAAGCAAUGUGACAUGGAGGUCAUGAAGAUGGCCAUGCUCAAACAUGAAGAGACCUUCAGGCAGCAGGUCCACGAGCUGCACCGCCUGUAUCGCAUCCAGAGGCAGCUGAUGAGCGACCUGAGCAGAGUCGAGCUGAUGAGCACCCGCCGGCGCAGCAAGCAGCCGCGACGGGCGCUGAACCUGCAGCUCCCUGCGGACGAGUACAUCGUCAGCGCCGACGAGGACGACGCCGGCACGGAGCUGGAGCUGACGCUCGCCGUCGGUGGCGGCGCCCGCAGGAACAGCAACAGCAGGAGGAGGCAAGAACAACGCAACAACGCGGGAGGCGCCUCCUCCCCCUUCGCGUCGGACUGCUCCGGCGCGAGCCUCCUAUCGCCGUCGCCGUCGUCGGCAGAGUACUACUCCGACGAUGUACCGGCGGCUAUCCACGCGCUGCCCCCGCCGUGCCAGAGAGCGAUGGCGUUCGACCUCGGGGAAGGGAUGGUGAGGCAGCAGGCGCCGUGGCUGGUGCAAUACCAGUACCUGAGCCUCAGGAUGACAUGAACAUGCAGCUCGUCAUCCAUCCAUCCAUCACUGCGUACUAGCUUAAGCUUGUGUUGUGUUGUAGAAGAAGUAGUCACUAGUGUUCUUCCAAUUUUUUUUUCCUUUUCUUUUUUUGCUUCUGUCCUAGGUCGCCAAUGGAGUCUGGGAAGGGUUGAGUUCUAAUCCUGAUCCCAAAAUGUUAAUGAGUGCAUCCUGAUUGAUUAAUGUUCAGACUGUUGCUAAUUGAUGAGUAAUAUAUCUGGCCU